Messenger RNA from Panonychus citri (citrus red mite), 661 nucleotides. It is a transcript of the gene awd, whose product is annotated as nucleoside diphosphate kinase A-like. Bases 56 to 565 code for a protein of 169 amino acids. The record is from RefSeq and is a predicted model, not a curated record. Gene Ontology annotation, molecular function: nucleoside diphosphate kinase activity. The transcript has 4 exons. Gene Ontology annotation, biological process: CTP biosynthetic process; UTP biosynthetic process; GTP biosynthetic process. NCBI's taxonomy places the organism in Eukaryota, Metazoa, Arthropoda, Arachnida, Trombidiformes, Tetranychidae.
AUGAGUUGUUUUCUCAUCUUUUGUUGCCAACGUUUUAAUUGAUCAACUGUAGUUUAUGUUCACUGUUUUAUUCUCAUUCUUCACUUGGUUAGCAAUAAAAAUGUCAGGAAACAAGGAACGAACUUUUAUCAUGGUUAAGCCCGAUGGUGUCCAACGAGGAUUAGUCGGUGAGAUCAUCAAACGAUUUGAGGCUAAAGGUUUCAAAUUGGUUGCAAUUAAGAUGAAACAGGCUCCUGAAGAGCUUCUCAAGCAACAUUAUGCUGAACUUGCUGGAAAACCAUUUUUCGCUGGUUUAAUCAAGUAUAUGCUCUCUGGACCAGUUGUCCCAAUGGUCUGGGAAGGAUUAAAUGUUGUCAAGACUGGACGAGUUAUGCUCGGUGAGACCAACCCUGCUGACUCUAAACCUGGAACCAUCAGAGGAGAUUUAUGUAUCCAAGUUGGAAGAAACAUCAUUCAUGGCAGUGAUUCCGUUGAUACCGCUAAGCGAGAAAUUGGACUCUGGUUCGAGGACAAAGAAUUGUCCGACUGGGCUCCAGCUCAACAAACUUGGGUUUAUGAAGACUAAGUUAUAAUCAUAAUCUUCAUUUUAAUUUGUAUCUUGAUUAUGUUCAAUGGUUUUACAAGUAAAUUAGUCAAGAAACUAAAGACACAAACAAUACAA